ACUUUUAGCAGCAUGUGACUUGAAGCCAAAGGUUUCUACAAUGGGAUCACCUUCUACUUUCCCUCAGGUUCUAAACAGCAAAACAAAAUCAUCAGGAAUCCUAGAAACACAAUGGAUGAACGAGCACACUGUUCAGCAGUAUGCUAAAUGCCAGUGUGUAGAAUCACCAUGCUAUUUGCUAACUGUGAGAAUCAUACGAAUGCGAAAUGUCCACCGCGCAGAUUAUUUAAGUGAAACAGAUUCUUAUGUGACCUUGUGGCUGCCAACUGCGUCAUUUGAAAAGGUUCGGACUAAAACGGUUAUGAACUGCAAAGAUCCAGUGUGGAAUGAAACAUUCUUCUUCAGGAUCCAGAGUCAGGUUAAGAAUAUCUUGGAAUUGACAGUAUGUGAUGAAGAUGUCAUUCAAGAUGAUGACUACCGUAUCAUUUUAUUUGACAUAGCUAAAGUCCCUCUUGGAGAAUCAAUUUUUAUGACAUUUGAAUUGAAUCCCCAAAAACAUGAAGAAUUGGAGGUUGAAUUUACACUGGAGAAUAUAUUGGGUCCACCUGAAACUGUAAUUACUAAUGGAGCACUGGUGUGUCGUGAAUGUUGCUCGUUGGAGGUUCAGGUGGAGCAGAGGAAAAAGAAGAAGAGGAAGAAAAAGUAUUUUAAACAACAAGACAUCAAGUGUAUAUUGAUAGGAUCCUUUGAAGAAACCCAGAACAUUUCAUUAGCUCCUGCCUCCAGCUUGCAUUUCACAGAACCUUCCCUUUUCCACUUCGCUAAGUACAAGCAAACAGAACUGGAUGUUCUACUUCCAAAGAAGAGCUCACUUCCUUCCAUUUGUGCUUGUGUGUCUUGCGGAGCAAAUGUGCAAAGAAACAGGAACUUGACUCUGCCUGUGAAUUUAUUUCCCAUUGAUCAGGAAGUAAUAAAAGAGGACAAAGAAUUUAAUAUACACUUCAAAGCAAAGGACUGGACACCAGGGCUAGAUGUACGCUUGGGCUUUGAUCUAUGUCCAGAAGAACAGGAAUUCAUGCAGAAACGGAAGAAAGUGGCUGCUGCAGCUUUGAAAAGGGUCCUCCAGCUUGAGGAAGAUCUACAGGAUGAUGAGGUGCCAGUGGUGGCAAUUAUGACAACAGGUGGCGGGAUGAGAGCCCUUACAGCACUGUAUGCUCACCUUCAGACUCUGCAGCAGUUGGAUGUUUUGGACUGUGUUUCCUAUUUCACUGGUUUAUCGGGCACAACAUGGACAAUGUCUAAUUUGUAUGAUGAUCCUAACUGGUCACAUAAUGAUCUAGAAGAGCCAAUCAUUAAUGCCCAAAAACAUCUGAAAAAAAACAAGUUCCUUACCAGUUUUGCCCCAGAACGUCUGAAAUACUAUGCAAAGGAGUUGUGGCAGCGGUAUCAAGAAGGGCAUAGUAUAUCUUUUACAGAUCUGUGGGGACUCAUCAUUGAGGCCAUGCUACGUGAUGGGGAAAAUCAUCAUAAACUCUCAGAUCACCAGCAGGCAUUGACUCACGGCCAGAACCCUCUGCCUAUAUACCUUUGUCUCAAUGUGAAACAGAAAUUAAGUAAUCGGGGGUUUAGAGAAUGGCUAGAGUUCACGCCAUAUGAGGUGGGAUUCCAAAAAUAUGGGGCCUAUAUCCGUGCUGAACAUUUUGGCAGUGAAUUCUAUAUGGGUCAUUUGAUGAAGAAAAUCCCAGAAUCACGGAUCAGUUUCUUGGAAGGAAUCUGGAGUAGUGUAUUUUCUGUGAACCUUAUGGAUGCAUGGUUUCUGGCUGUUACUACAGACGAUUUUUGGCAGGCGUGGACACGGGACAGAGUAACUGACAUUGAUAAGUAUCUUCAGUAUACACAUACAUAUAAACUACCAACACGUGCACAGUGUCCUCCGAGUAGCCUUGCCAGUGUUUUUCAAGAUAUUAUUAUGUGGCGACCUGCUGUUUCUGUGGUCCCCAAUUUUCUGAGAGGCUGCCCGAUGAACAACAAGUACCUAGAGAGUGAAUUUGCAAAUUGGAAAGACUGUGACCUUGACAGUUUUCCUAACCAGCUGACAGGAGCUGAAGAUGUCUUGUAUUUAGUAGAUAAUGCAUUUGCCUGUGAAACUAGCUAUCCACCACUCAUGAGGCCUGAGAGAAAAGUGGAUCUCAUCAUACAUUUAAAUUACAGCACAGGAUCACAAUUAGAGCCCCUGAUAAAAGCUUCCGAAUAUUUCUCAGAGCAAGGAAUCCCAUUUCCCAAAAUUAUCCCAAAGGAAGAAGAAGGAAAAGAGGUAGAAGAGUGCUACUUGGUUGGAGAACAAGAAGGUCCUGAGAUUCCAUUAGUGCUUCUUUUCCCCUUAGUUCUCAACUCCUUCAGGGAGUACAAAGCACCUGGAGUGAAACGUAGUCCUGAGGAGAUGGAAGAUGGUGAUAUUGAUCUUAUCAGUACCUUUGGCCCUUAUAAUAUAAAUUCCUUGCGAUAUUCAGAGAAGGAUUUUGAAAAGCUGGUAAAACUGUCUCAGUACAACAUCGAAAAUAACAAAGACAUGAUGAUUAAGGCUUUGCGUAUAGCUGUGGAACGGAAAAGGCAUCAUAAGAAGAGUUAGUAGUUUCAUAAUCCACAGGGAUAAUAUCUGAGUUUUAUAACAAAGUGAGACUCAAAACCUUUUGCAUAUUGUUCAGCAUUAUGGAAUAAUAGAGGCACUUUAUUCCAGAGGAAAAGAAAAAAUAAUCAAAAGAAUAUUAAAGACAUUGCCCAACUUGUCCUAAUUGAAGAAAUAUCAGCGUUCACAAAAUUAAACAGCUGCAAAUGCAGAUGUACUCUCUUAACAAAUAUAAUUUGCCUCAAGUAUCGAUAGAGUGAAUGAGUAAGGUAUGGACACAGACCUUUCUACUUGGAAAUGCUCUAAAUAUAUUAUAGUAGAAAUACGCU
This is a messenger RNA of Elgaria multicarinata webbii, 2895 nucleotides long. Its product is annotated as cytosolic phospholipase A2 epsilon-like. Gene Ontology annotation, molecular function: calcium ion binding; calcium-dependent phospholipid binding. Gene Ontology annotation, cellular component: cytosol. The record is from RefSeq and is a predicted model, not a curated record. Gene Ontology annotation, biological process: glycerophospholipid catabolic process. The transcript has 21 exons. The coding region runs from base 41 to 2569 and encodes 842 amino acids. Lineage: Eukaryota; Metazoa; Chordata; Lepidosauria; Squamata; Anguidae.